Solanum lycopersicum (tomato) is the source of this 1142-nucleotide messenger RNA. Its product is annotated as probable carboxylesterase 2. Gene Ontology annotation, molecular function: hydrolase activity. The record is from RefSeq and is a predicted model, not a curated record. NCBI's taxonomy places the organism in Eukaryota, Viridiplantae, Streptophyta, Magnoliopsida, Solanales, Solanaceae.
CAUCAAUGGUGUCUUUUGCUUUUGUAUAACACCACUCUUUUCUUCCUUCCUUCCCAUUGUUUUUUUUUCAACCAAAACAAAAGAAAAUGGACACAUCCAAUGAAAUUGUGCAUGAUGUUUUUCCAUAUCUACAAGUGUACAAAAAUGGAACAAUCAAAAGACUUGUAGGUACUGAAUUCACACCAGCAACCUAUGAUUCUCAGACUAAUGUUACAUCCAAAGAUGUUAUGGUAGAUCCAAAAUCAGGCAUUUCUGCCAGAAUUUAUCGACCAAAUUCGAUAACAAAAUCGAAAAAACUUCCUUUAGUUGUAUAUUUUCAUGGUGGAGCAUUUUGUAUAUCCUCUGUUGGUGAUCCUAAGUACCAUGAUUCUCUUAAUGUGUUUGUGUCUUGUGCUAAUGUUGUUCUUGUCUCAGUUGAUUAUAGAUUAGCUCCAGAACAUCCUCUUCCAACAGCUUAUGAUGAUUCUUGGUUUGUUCUUCAAUGGGUGGCUCAACAUAAAUUAGAACAGGGGAGUGAUGUUUGGUUGAAUGAGUUUGUUGACUUUGAUAAUGUGUUCUUGGCAGGGGACAGUGCAGGUGCUAAUAUUUCACACUUCAUGGCAAUAAGAGCAAAAGAGGAUUUAGGGAUGAAGCUUAGUGGGAUGGUUAUGAUUAGUCCAUAUUUUUGGGGAGAAGAGCCAAUUGGGAUAGAGAUUAAAGAUUCAUUGAGAAAAUCAAUGGUAGAUAAAUGGUGGGAAUUUGUUUGUCCAUCAAAUAAAGGGAAUAAUGAUCCUUUGAUCAAUCCUUUUGUUGAUGAAGCACCAAAUCUUGAAGAAUUGGCCUGUGACAGAGUUCUUGUUUGUGUAGCAGAAUUGGAUAUACUGAGAGACAGAGGAAUAUUGUACUAUGAAUCUUUGAUGAAGAGUCAGUGGAAAGGAAAAGUUGAAAUCUUUGAAACUAAAGGGGAAGAUCAUGUUUUUCAUAUAUUUAAUCCUAAUAGUGAAAAAGCACUUGAUUUGGUCAAAUCUUGGGCUACUUUUAUUAAUGAAAAGUGAUUGUUUCGUGUAAUCGGUAAAGUGCUUUAGGCUGUUGUUUUCAUGAAAAAAUUGUGUAUACUGCAAUAAUAAAUAAAUUCCAUCGCUUUCAUUUGCGCCUUGAUUAUA